GUGCUCACCGAAGCAGUCCCCCGGCGGGGGGAGAUGGUGGCUGCGGACACGGCUUGGUGGGAAUUGCAAGACAUGCUGCCCGAGCACGCCCUGGCAGUGCGGUUUUGGGGCGAAACCACAUCUUUGUGGUGGCGCUGGGCCAGAGACGCAGUCGGCGAGACGGAAGUGCUGGCCAGACUCCACGUCCCAGGCGGGCACACAAUUAUACCUUCCUGGUCCACCUCGCGUGGAUGGGGCUGCCCGACGGCAGCGAGGGCGAGGACGAGGACGGAGAAGAGCCGGACGUGCCUGAUGACGACCCAGAUAUCCCAGAUGAAGACAUCCCUGGGAUUCUGGCUGGCCUCGACGAGCUCCUAGCCGUCUUGGCGAACAUCCAUGCCGAGUGA
Cladocopium goreaui is the source of this 386-nucleotide messenger RNA. NCBI's taxonomy places the organism in Eukaryota, Dinophyceae, Suessiales, Symbiodiniaceae. The record is from the annotation of a GenBank genome assembly.